Messenger RNA from Drosophila innubila, 1769 nucleotides. Its product is annotated as tektin-3-like. Gene Ontology annotation, cellular component: nucleus; microtubule cytoskeleton. Gene Ontology annotation, biological process: cilium movement involved in cell motility; cilium assembly. Lineage: Eukaryota; Metazoa; Arthropoda; Insecta; Diptera; Drosophilidae. The record is from RefSeq and is a predicted model, not a curated record. The transcript is spliced from 3 exons. The coding region runs from base 140 to 1684 and encodes 514 amino acids.
GUCUCUCAAUCUCGCACAGUUUAACUCGUGUCGAAAUAUAGUCGUUUGUGAUAUUUCUUUUUCUUGUAAUUACACCAAAUUUAAAGUACAAAUUCGUUAUACCUUGCACUUUGGUAGUUGAGUUGAAAAUCAAUCAAUCAUGUCGAACCAGCACGAUUCGAGCAAUCCGCUGCCGGCACAAAGUGUCAUGUAUUCUCAAUUGCAGCCAUGGAGCCAGGCGGGGGCACCGCCCUGCAUGGAGCCCAUCGGUGGUCCGACGGUGCCGUCGCGCGUAGCAGCCAGCUACGAGACGACGCAACGGCAUCCAUGGCGCCCAAAGAUGGCAUUUGAGAUGAUCGAGAUAAAGCAUAUGCCGGAGCAGCCAGUGACCAAUCAGAUGACUCAGCCGUGCUUUGUGCCGCAAGGCAUGAAAACCGAAGGUAUGAUAUUUCCCAAUCUGGUCACUGGAUUCGAGCGUAAUCCACAACAUGCGGCACGUGCCGCUCUCUACACGCGCUACACCAACAACGAGUGGCACAACAACAACUUGGGCAUCUACGGCGAGUCCAACACAAAUCGAAAUCUAUCUGAGCGUAUGCGCAAUGAUGCAAUACGUCUGAUGCGUGAAACUGACGAGACGGCCACAACGGGACAACGGGAUGCUGGCCGGCGUCUGGGUGAACGCAUCACGGACUUGACCUUUUGGCGUAAUGAGCUUAAUGCAGAGCUGGAGAAGCUUAUUGGAGAGAUGUCCGAUAUUAAUGAGCUGCAGCGUCAGUGCGGCAAGGCCAUGUUGGACUUGGAGAUACCGCUUCACAUUGCCCAGGAGUGUCUGUUUCAUCGCGAGGGCCGUCAAGGCAUGGAGAAGGUGCACGACAAUGUGGAGAAGGCGCUGCUCUUGGAGAUUAAUCAUUUGCGCAAUUCUCGUGAUCGUCUCAAGGAACUUCACGAGAAGAUCGCAAAGCAAGCAAUCGAUUGCCGAGGCGCACAACAUUUGCUGGAAAUCGAUGUAACCCAAAAGGAGUCCACAAUGGGCAUUGACUCAAUGUGCCAUCGCCUGAAUAACUACAGUCGUGGCAUCACAUACUUUGGCGGCAUUGAGAAGUACGAUCCCACAGUCAGUACUCAGGACUCCUGGGCACUUGCCAGCAGCGAGCAUGUGAAACGCUCCCAGGCUGAACGUGCCAAGCUCUCACAGCUGCGAAGUGACUCUCAGAACGUGGUCAAUGCCGUUGCCUCAUCCGUCUGGGACUUUUGGAACAAUACAAAUAAUGCGUUGGACAGACGCUCCCAGGAAAUGGCUGGCGCCAAGAACCGUGUCCAACUGCACUUGCAGAAAGUGCAACAGGAAUUGUUUGACAUGGAGAAGCAUCUGUUUCUGCUGCAGAAGGCCAUACAGGACAAGUCGAAUCCACUUAAGGUGGCCCAGACACGUCUCGAGGCUCGUUCGCAUCGCGAGGGCAUGGAACUUUGCAAGGAUACUGCACAGGAUCGUCUUGUGCAGGAGGUACAGGACAUUCAAGGCACUGUUGACGUGCUGCAUCACAAGCUGCAGGAGGCGGAGGCCACUCACCAGUCAUUGCUCAAAACCCGUUGCAUCUUGGAGGAGGACUUGCGCAACAAGGUCAACGCAUUGUUUAUCGAUCGCGAGAAGUGCAUGAGUCUCCGACGAUCUUUCCCCAUAAGCAAUCUAAUUCGCUAUUAAUUUCGAGAUAUUUUUUUUUAUUAUUUAAAAUUGUAUCACGUGUCUGUUUAGUCUGUAUUCACAAAUAUACAUAUGUAAUUCCAAA